Messenger RNA from Fundulus heteroclitus (mummichog), 2735 nucleotides. RefSeq names its product extracellular calcium-sensing receptor-like. Gene Ontology annotation, biological process: G protein-coupled receptor signaling pathway. Bases 1 to 2649 code for a protein of 882 amino acids. The transcript is spliced from 8 exons. NCBI's taxonomy places the organism in Eukaryota, Metazoa, Chordata, Actinopteri, Cyprinodontiformes, Fundulidae. Gene Ontology annotation, molecular function: G protein-coupled receptor activity. Gene Ontology annotation, cellular component: membrane. The record is from RefSeq and is a predicted model, not a curated record.
AUGGCAUUACUGGUUGCGAGGCUCCUUGUCUUUAUGUUUCUAUUCAGAGAAAGACACAGUUCGGCAGCUACUCUGGAUAGUUGUACUUUUCUCGGAGAAGAAGAGAAAAACAGUUUAUAUGAAGAUGGUGAUGUAGUUAUUGGGGGCCUAUUCCCUCUACAUUACAGCCCUGUGCCCUCUGUUCUUACAUAUGCAGUAAAACCAACACCUAAUGCUUAUAAUUAUUUCAGUGCUCGUGCCCUACGCUGGAUGCAGACAAUGACUUUUGCGAUAAAAGAGAUCAAUCAACGCACUGAUCUCCUACCACAACUCAAACUUGGUUUCCACAUCCGUGACAGCUGUAAUGAUAUACCUGUUUCUUUGAGAGCAUCCUUUCUAUUGGUGAAUGGACAGCCGGAGAGAGGUCUCGCAACUGAGAGUGUGAAGAGAAAUACGAUUAGUGAUGAAGCCACUGACUUAGGAUGUGCUGCUGUAAAUAGAACUGUGUCCUCAGUAAUCAUAGGCGAUGCUGGUUCUGGUGUUUCUAUGGCUUUGCUACGAAGUCUGGGUUCUUUCCGAAUUCCACUGGUGAGCUAUUUUGCUUCCUGCAGCUGCCUGACUAAUCAAAGGGAAUUUCCCACUUUCAUGAGAACAAUGCCUAGUGAUGCCUUCCAGAUAAAAGCCCUAGCCCAGCUGGUUCGUUAUUUUGGCUGGACUUGGGUGGGAGUCAUCGGUGUGGAAUCCGAUUACGCCCGCUUUGCCAUCCAGCUAUUCCUUCAGGAAUCCGUGCACUAUGGUGUGUGUGCUGCCUACACACAUUUGUACCCUGAAGGCCUAAGUCACAUGGAUCUUGACAGGCUUCUGAAUGUUAUACAGAUGACAUCUUCAAAAGUCAUCAUAAAUUUUUCUGGUGAGGCACAUAUGGAGGGCAUUCUAAGAGAGAUGCAACGUCAAAAUUUAACUGGCUUUCAAUGGAUUGCCAGCGAGGCCUGGUCUACUGCCAAGUCACUUUGGGAAAAAUCUGCCAAUCUUCUAAAGGGAACCCUAGGAUUUGCCAUACAGAGAGCUUCUGUAAUACCAGGGCUGCAUGACCAUCUUGUGGACCUCACGCCAUCAGCAAUUUAUAAAUUAUCUUUCUUGGCAGAAUUCUGGGAGGAAACAUUUAAUUGUCAACUAAAUGGGUCUGUAAACACCCAUUAUCAUGGGUUGGGAAGUUAUCAAGGCAGAGAACCAUGUAAAGGGACUGAAAUUUUAAAUAACGUUUACUCUCCUUAUUCUGAUGUGACACAGCUACGAGUUUCCUAUAAUGUGUACAAAGCUGUAUACCUUGUAGCAUAUGCCUUGCAAGAUAUGAGUAAUUGCAAAGCUGGAGAGGGGCCUUUCCUGAAAAAAACUUGUGCAGAUCCCAAACAUUUUAGCCCCUGGCAGCUUCUCCACUACAUGAAGCUGGCAAAUUUUUCUGCACUAGGAGAGAAAGUCAACUUUGAUCAGAAUGGUGACCCAAUUGCUUACUAUGACCUCAUGAACUGGCAGAGGGGGCCUGACGGAUCUUUAAAUUUGGUUAAAGUGGGUUUCUAUGAUGCCUCACUUUCCGCUGGAGGCAGCUUGGUCAUAAAUGACUCAAUGAUUAUGUGGCCAGUUGGAAAGCAGGCUUUCCAGUCUGUGUGCAGCAACAGUUGUCCUCCAGGUUUUCGUGUUGCCAGGAGAAAGGGGGAGCCUAUCUGCUGUUAUGACUGUGUCCCCUGUGCUGAAGGAGAAUUUAGUAAUACAACUGAUUCUUUAGAUUGCUCACUUUGCUCUGAAGACACAUGGCCCAAUAAAGCCAGAGAUCUCUGCAUCCCUAAAACAAUGGAGUAUCUUUCUUUCUACGAGUUCAUGGGUGUUCUGCUCUGUGCUGCCUCAAUUUUAGGAGCUUGUAUUUCCCUUGUAAUAAUUGCCAUAUUCUACAUAUAUAAAGAAACAGCUCUGGUUCGAGCAAACAACAUGGAAUUGAGCUUCCUGCUUUUGGUAUUUCUCACCAUCUGUUUCCUUGUUGGUCUACUGUUCCUUGGUAAGCCUUCUGACUGGCUCUGUCGGAUCAGAUAUCCAGCAUUUGGGAUCAGUUUUGCACUCUGCCUUUCAUGCCUCCUGGCCAAGACAGGUGUGGUCCUAAUAGCUUUUAGGUCCAGAUUACCAGGAAGUAAUGCUAUGAAAUGGUUUGGAAUCAAACAGCAAAGAGCCAGUGUGCUUUUGGGAACUAGCAUACAGGUUCUGGUCUGUGUUAUUUGGCUACUUACCAGUCCACCUCAUGCCAAUUACAAUACAGAUUACCACAGCUCUACAAUCAUCAUUGAAUGUGCGACGGGUUCAGACCUUGAGUUUUGGCUCGUUCUUGGAUACAUCGGAAUCCUGGCUUGCAUGUGCCUCGUGAUGGCCUUUUUGGCACGAAAGCUGCCUGAUAAUUUCAACGAGGCCAAGUUUAUCACCUUCAGCAUACUAAUUUUCUUUGCUGUUUGGGUUACUUUUAUUCCAGUUUAUAUGAGCGCUGUUGGAAAGUACACUGUAGCUGUGCAUGUUUUUGCUAUUUUUGCCUCAGCUCUAGGACUUCUGUUUUGCAUUUUUACCCCAAAGUGCUAUGUAAUAUUGCUGAAACCUGAAAAGAACAGUAAAAAACAAAUAUUGCAAAGGUAAAAAGAAGCAACUGCAACACAUGCAAAACUGUGAGGGACUCGACGACUCAUAAAACUGUUUCAAGAACACACAAAAAAAAUUGUGGU